Trypanosoma brucei brucei TREU927 is the source of this 1398-nucleotide messenger RNA. RefSeq names its product protein kinase, putative. Gene Ontology annotation, molecular function: protein kinase activity; ATP binding. The transcript has a single exon. Gene Ontology annotation, biological process: protein phosphorylation. Gene Ontology annotation, cellular component: nucleus. NCBI's taxonomy places the organism in Eukaryota, Euglenozoa, Kinetoplastea, Trypanosomatida, Trypanosomatidae. Bases 1 to 1398 code for a protein of 465 amino acids. The record is from RefSeq and is a predicted model, not a curated record.
AUGGAUAGCAUAAGCUCUGGUCUAACCCACAGAGCUGGUCUCCAGCAAUACCCCUCAGGACUAGUAAAUGUCCACGUAAACAACAAUCCCAAAAUCAACAACGGCGCAUGUUCCAACAUGACACCGAGGGAAUCCACAAACAGCGCCCGUCGUUCGGGAAGCAAACGUGACAGAGAAACAGCCGACACUGCUGACGACGGCCGCAACAAAAACAAUCAAUCGAUCACAGGAACAACCGCCACCACGACGAGUACUGCAAAACACAGCGAAAUGCAACCACCACCAAAGAAAAAGAAGGUGACGUAUGCCCUGCCAAAUCAGAGUCGUGAGGAGGGUCACUUCUACGUUGUGUUGGGAGAAGAUAUCGAUGCAUCAACGGGUCGCUUUAAAAUACUAUCGCUGCUCGGUGAGGGUACAUUCGGGAAAGUUGUGGAGGCAUGGGACCGGAAGCGGAAAGAGUAUUGUGCGGUAAAAAUAGUACGUAAUGUGCCAAAAUACACUCGCGAUGCGAAAAUUGAAAUUCAGUUCAUGGAACGUGUUCGACUCUCCGAUGUGGAGGACCGUUUCCCUUUAAUGAAAAUCCAGCGUUACUUCCAGAAUGAAACGGGUCAUAUGUGUAUUGUGAUGCCCAAGUACGGACCAUGCUUAUUAGAUUGGAUAAUGAAACAUGGUCCUUUCAAUCAUCGCCAUUUGGCACAGAUUAUCUUCCAAGUUGGUGCGGCACUGGAUUACUUCCACACGGAACUUCAUCUCAUGCAUACGGACCUGAAGCCGGAGAAUAUUCUAAUGGAAUCUGGUGAUACUUCGGUAGACCCAAUGACACACAGAGCGUUACCCCCUGAACCAUGCCGUGUGCGCAUUUGUGAUCUCGGCGGUUGUUGUGACGAGCGCCAUAGCCGCACAGCAAUUGUGUCAACACGUCACUACCGCAGUCCUGAAGUUGUGUUGAGCCUUGGAUGGAUGUAUUCAACAGAUCUGUGGUCGAUGGGAUGUAUCAUUUAUGAACUUUAUACUGGGAAACUGUUGUAUGAUACUCAUGACAAUUUGGAGCACCUGCACUUAAUGGAGAAGACGCUUGGACGCCUUCCUGCCGACUGGUCUGUGCGGUGUGGCACGCAAGAGGCUCGUGACCUCUUUACUGCUGCAGGUACGUUACAACCAUGCAAAGAUCCCAAACAUAUCGCUCGCAUUGCACGUGCCCGCCCCGUGCGGGAAGUUAUUACUGAACCACUUUUGUGUGACCUCAUUCUAAACUUGCUGCAUUAUGACCGUCAGAGGCGUCUGAAUGCUCGACAAAUGAUGAGUCACGCGUAUGUGCAUAAAUACUUUCCCGAGUGCCGCCAGCAUCCCAACCACGUGGACAACCGCUCUAAACUCCCCCCAACACCUGUCAUGUAA